This is a messenger RNA of Ilex paraguariensis (yerba mate), 195 nucleotides long. NCBI's taxonomy places the organism in Eukaryota, Viridiplantae, Streptophyta, Magnoliopsida, Aquifoliales, Aquifoliaceae. The record is from the annotation of a GenBank genome assembly.
AUGGUCACAGCGAAGGAGAAAGAAGAAUCGAAUAAAAAACUGAAGAAGAAGAUGCAAAUUGCAGACCCUAUUUGGUUUGAUCUCCAGAAGAAAAAAGAACGAAUUAUACAAUCAUUACGAGAUGAAGAUUUUUACAACGUGGAUGAUGAUGAUGAUGAUGAUCAAAUUGAAGAGGGUGAUUUUGAAAACAGAUAG